Messenger RNA from Culex quinquefasciatus (southern house mosquito), 736 nucleotides. Its product is annotated as E3 ubiquitin-protein ligase RZF1. The transcript has 2 exons. Lineage: Eukaryota; Metazoa; Arthropoda; Insecta; Diptera; Culicidae. The coding region runs from base 175 to 552 and encodes 125 amino acids. The record is from RefSeq and is a predicted model, not a curated record.
CUUUCAUGCUUCUCAUCCAUCAAUCGCUCCCGCUGCUCCACACAGUUGGCGUUUCUAUUUUCGUUCGCAAAUUCUACACCAAAACAGACCAAAGCCGAGCAGCAGCAGCAGCCGUGCAAUGAAAAGUGCCAUUUUUCGUUCCUGGUGAGGAAUUAUCUACGACGCAGAAGCGCCAUGUCCCUGCAGGCCAUUUUCGGCGUGGUCACUUCGCUGGUCGUCGGGGUGGCUGUCGCGUUCGGAAUCUACGCCGUCGUCAGCCAGACCCAGAACCGACCCCAUCAGUAUCCUCCUGGUGGUUCCGGCAGAAGCCAACCGACGAGGCCGUCCGGCGGCGGUCGCAGAACGUCCCGAGCCAAGGCCACCGGAUCGCAGUGGCAGGGAUACAGUUCCGACGAUGACGUUGUUUGUUCGAUUUGCAUGGAGAAAAUCGAGGAAGAGGACGGAGCGGACAGCCGACCGAUAAAGCUGCGGUGCGGACACCUCUUCCAUGACAAUUGUAUCGCGCCGUGGGUGCCGAACCAGAAGUGUCCCAACUGCCGGGAGCAAAUGUGAUGUGAUGUGGAAGACGUGAAAUUUAGCGAUAUUCAUCAUUAAAUGCGUUCGAAAUAAGUUCCAGUGAUAAGUUAUGUGUGUGUGCUUAAUUAAACAAGUUAAUUGUUAAAUCCCGAAACGAUCUGCUAUGUAAUCAGUUUUAGUGAGAUUUUUGAGAUACUAAUAAAAAUCAUUUCCAACUAGA